UCGGCCCCGCCUCCUGCCCUCCGGUGCCGGAAGUUCUAGCUUCGUCGGUACGUCGCCCUCCGCGGGCCGCAGCGCAUGAUGCUCCGCGACCCCCGCCGCCUUCUCAGGGUGUCUGUGGCCCCCGCGGCGGCCCUGGCUGUGGCGGUGCUGUCGUCGCUCUCGCGCUGCUCCCUCCUGGAGCCGGAGGACUGCGUGAUCUCGGCGCUCAGCCCCUACUUCGGCACCAAGACUCGCUACGAGGAUGUCAACCCCGGGCUGCUGCUGGACCCCGAGGCGCCGCGGCGGGACCCGGAGCUGUUGGAGGAGACCUGCACGCCGGUGCAGCUGGUCGCCCUCAUCCGCCAUGGCACCCGCUACCCUACGGCCAAACAGAUCCGCAAGCUGCGACAGCUGCACGGCUUGCUGCAGGCCCGCGAGCCCGGGGAUGACAAGACCUGCGCUGCCGGCAGUCACGACCUGAGGGCCGCGCUGGCCGCCUGGCCGCUGGGGUACGCGGAAUGGAUGGACGGGCAGCUGGUGGAGAAGGGGUGGCAGGACAUGCGACAGCUGGCGCUGCGCCUCGCUUCCCUUUUCCCGGCCCUCUUCAGUUUCGAGAACUACUGCCGCCUGCAGCUCAUCACCAGCUCCAAGCAUCGCUGCGUGGACAGCGGCGCCGCCUUCCUGCAGGGGCUGUGGCAGCACUACCACCCUGGGUUGCCGCCGCCGGACAUCGCAGACAUGGAGUGUGGGACUCCAAGAAUUAAUGAUAAACUAAUGAGGUUCUUCGAUCAUUGUGAGAAGCUUUUAACUGAAGUGGAAAGGAAUGCUACUUCUCUUUAUCAUGUAGAAGCCUUCAAAACUGGACCAGAAAUGCAGAACAUUGUAAAAAAAGUUGCAGCUACUUUGCAAGUACCAGUCAGCAAUUUAAGUGCAGAUUUAAUUCAGGUAGCUUUUUUUACCUGUUCAUUUGACCUGGCAAUUAAAGGUGUUAAAUCUCCUUGGUGUGAUGUUUUUGACAUAGAUGAUGCAAAGGUAUUAGAAUAUUUAAAUGAUCUGAAACAAUAUUGGAAAAGAGGAUAUGGGUAUACUAUUAAUAGUCGAUCCAGCUGCACCCUGUUUCAGGAUAUCUUUCAGCACUUGGACAAAGCAGUUGAACAGAAACAAAGGUCUCAGCCAGUUUCCUCCCCAGUCAUCCUUCAGUUUGGUCAUGCAGAGACACUUCUUCCACUGCUUUCUCUCAUGGGCUACUUCAAAGACAAGGAGCCCCUAACAGCUUACAAUUAUAAGGAACAAAUGCAUCGGAAGUUCCGAAGCGGUCACAUUGUACCCUAUGCCUCGAACCUAAUAUUUGUGCUUUACCAUUGUAAAAAUGCUAAGAAUCCUAAAGAAGAAUUCCAAGUGCAGAUGUUAUUGAAUGAAAAGGUGUUACCAUUGGCUCACUCACAAGAAACUGUUUCUUUGUAUGAGGAUCUGAAGAACCACUAUAAGGACAUCCUUCAGAAUUGUCAUACCAGUAAAGAAUGUGAAUUACCAAAGGUGAACAACACAUCUGAUGAGCUGUAAUAACUGGAGAACAUUUUUAAUUCAUCUAGAAUCUAUAGGGAGUGAUUAUUCCUAUGCUUGGAAUAGGUGGGCAGUCCCUCGUUAUCACAUUAUUUGGGUAUUUCUGUCUUUUCACAGAAAAAUGUUCUUUCUUUUUGAGUCUGGACAUGGAUGUAUAAAAAAAGAUUCUUCACUGGAGCAGCUCGCUUGAGGGGAAAAAAAUCUUUUUAAAGAAAUAGCUGGCACUGCAAAUGUUUACAGAAAUUGUAUUCCUCCUAUUUAUCUAAGAAAUCUCACACUGAGAUAGAAUAUGAUUUCAAAAUGAUACUUGAAAAUGCUAGAGUAACAAAGUAGCAUGUGAGUUGGCCAAUCCGUACUUGACGGAACUGAGUCUAGGAAGACCAGGUGUGCGGCAGUUCUGUUCUCCUCAGGUAGCACGGUUCUAGUUUUGUCUUUUUUAAUCAGAAAUGUUGUGAUGGACUAGGAGUAUCACUUUGGAAGAAAGCUAACAUCUCUCUAGUUGAGAAUUGGAAACAAUGUUAAGAAACAGUCUGAUUUAAAAGGACACCUUCACUGAAGGAAGACAAAAAGCCUAAUAAAAUAAAUAUUUUUGUUAAUAGUAUUUAUAAAGUAUUUGAACACUUUUUCAAUAAUUCCUUUUAACCUCCUAGUGAGUCUUGCAAGGCCAUUCUUUAGUUAUUAUCAUACCUGUUUUAUGGAAGACAGAGGACCAUUAGCGACAAGUCAGAUGGAUAGAAUUAAAGUUUCUUAAAUCCAUUGCUGAGCAAUUUUUUCCAUUGUCUCACUUUGCUUCUAUUUUUAUAUUUUGCUUUUGUGAAAUGUAUCUUUUGGUUGUUUAAUUUCUUUUCUCUUUUUUUUAAAAAAAAAAAAAUAAAGUCUUCAUCCUGGCUGGCUUAGUUUCACAGAUAUGAACCCAUUUCAAAGAAAUAGUUCUGAGUUCUGUCGAAUGCUGUGAAAGUAUUUGCUAUAAUAAUAAACAGAAUUCUUGUGA
This is a messenger RNA of Equus quagga, 2533 nucleotides long. RefSeq names its product multiple inositol-polyphosphate phosphatase 1 (gene MINPP1). Gene Ontology annotation, molecular function: acid phosphatase activity; inositol phosphate phosphatase activity. The transcript is spliced from 5 exons. The coding region runs from base 76 to 1542 and encodes 488 amino acids. Lineage: Eukaryota; Metazoa; Chordata; Mammalia; Perissodactyla; Equidae. The record is from RefSeq and is a predicted model, not a curated record.